Trachymyrmex septentrionalis is the source of this 1889-nucleotide messenger RNA. It is a transcript of the gene Tm1, whose product is annotated as tropomyosin. The transcript is spliced from 8 exons. Lineage: Eukaryota; Metazoa; Arthropoda; Insecta; Hymenoptera; Formicidae. Gene Ontology annotation, cellular component: actin filament. Gene Ontology annotation, molecular function: actin filament binding. The record is from RefSeq and is a predicted model, not a curated record. Bases 342 to 1097 code for a protein of 251 amino acids. Gene Ontology annotation, biological process: actin filament organization; muscle contraction.
UUGCGCUCCAGUCAACGGCGGCGGCCGCCAGCAGCAACAGCAGCCAGUGGUCGUCAGUGCACGACAGCUCCGGGUACCCCUACGAAACCCACUCUUUCUCUCUGUCUCGCACGCGCGUCUACACACUGGUCGUAUCGACGAUACACAUACCCGCGGCACACACGAUCGCAUCCUCGCGUCACUUACCGUCCAUCACUUGCCCUCCCGUCGGCCGAAUCCGCGUGGGAACUCGACGGACCGGCUCGCGCGUCCGAGCGUGUUCCUCUUUCUCUCGCACAGUGCCCUCCCGACUCGCGGCGUUUUAACGUGACACGUUACAUCGGGGUCCUCUACUAGCCAGCAUGUCGGCGCAAGUGCAGGGCACCCUCCUUGACGUGCUCAAGAAGAAGAUGCGGCAGACGAAGGAGGAGAUGGAAAAGUACAAGGACGAGUGCGAGGAGUACCAGAGGCGGCUGCAGGUGGAAGUGAUGCGCCGCGAGGAAGCCGAAUCUGAAGUCGCCGCUUUGAAUCGUCGUAUUCAACUGUUGGAGGAGGACCUUGAGAGAUCCGAGGAGCGUCUUGCCACUGCCACUGCCAAACUGGCGGAGGCAUCGCAAGCUGCCGAUGAGAGUGAACGGAUACGCAAGGCCCUUGAAAACCGUACUAACAUGGAGGACGACCGAGUAUCCUUGUUGGAGCAGCAGCUAGCACAGGCUAAACUGAUCGCAGAAGAGGCGGAUAAGAAAUACGAGGAGGUCGCCAGGAAACUAGUCUUGAUGGAACAGGAUCUCGAGCGCGCCGAAGAGAAGGCCGAACUUUCCGAAUCAAAGAUCGUCGAACUUGAAGAAGAAUUGCGUGUCGUUGGCAAUAACUUGAAGUCUCUCGAGGUCUCCGAGGAAAAGGCGACGCAACGAGAGGAGACGUUCGAGGGCCAAGUGAAGAUUCUUGAUAGUCAAUUGAAAGAGGCUGAGGCACGCGCUGAGUUUGCAGAGAGAUCCGUGCAGAAACUCCAGAAGGAAGUUGACAGGCUCGAAGACGACCUUGCGGCCGAGAGAGAGAAAAACAAAUUGCUACAGGAGGAAAUGGAGGCCACCCUGCAUGACAUCCAGAACAUGUAGAUUGUAUUUUUCGCAGUGGACGAAAAUGCAUAAACGCGGAAACGUUUAGAAAGCGAGAGAACAUCCGAGAGAGAAAAAGAAAGAGAGAGAGAGAGAGAGAGAUUGAGAAAAAAGAAAUCGAAAGAAAAUAAAUGCAAGCAGGUAACAAAACGGCGGCAACGAGAAGUGAACGAGAAACAAAUACGCUGUUACGUAGCGAGAGCUUCGUAUAUGGUGCACAUCUUACCUAACAUUAACGAAUAAAAAUGCAGUCUUUAGGCUAGCUUUAUACCCUCCAUUACGUCCAUCCGCAGUGCGUAUACGUACUAUACAUGCUUGUAUGCGUUCGAGCGUGUGUAUCGUGUGCGUGUUGCGUGUCUAUUUGUAUGCGUGUGACGUAAGUUACUGAUGUAGGUUGAGAGGAAGAGAAUAGAAAAUGUGUGCAUGUGUAUAUGUAUGAGAGGAAGAGUAAGGAAGAUACAGAAUGAAAGGAUCAAUAUGAUAGAGAGAGAAUGUAAAAGAUAGAAAGAACGAGGAAGAAUAAAUAAUACGCGACAAAGACAGACGAGAGGAUAGUUCCAUACAUAAUAUGAAGUUACUUGUAAUUGAAAUCUAAUUUUUUUAGCUUUAGAUUUUAGCUUAGUCUAUCUUUAAAUUUUAAUUUAAAAAAAAUGAGGGCAUGACUGCGACCAGUUUGAGACGUCUUCGAACACGCUGCGAUUUAAAUUCGUUAUGAAAACGAUUACUGGCCGUGGGAGGAAUACGUGAAUAGGUAUUAGAAAGACGAAAAAUAUGAGAAAUGAAGACAAGACG